This is a messenger RNA of Dendroctonus ponderosae (mountain pine beetle), 345 nucleotides long. RefSeq lists its product as uncharacterized. NCBI's taxonomy places the organism in Eukaryota, Metazoa, Arthropoda, Insecta, Coleoptera, Curculionidae. The record is from RefSeq and is a predicted model, not a curated record.
CCAACAAGCUGAGGUCUCAGUUCAGUUUCAGCUCCAGCCACUCUUUGCGGGAUUGACACAGUUUGGCAGCAAAAACCUUAAAAACAUGUGGGCUUUUGGGGCCUUAGUUGUAUAUGGAACGGUGUUAGCAGCUGCUCUAAGCACCGAAGAACCAGCCGUUGCUAUCCUAGAAGGCGCUGAAGGUGAAGAAGCCACCACGAACGAAGCAACACCAAAAGACUUGUACGUCAUCAGGAAAGUGGUGUACGAAAUAGGAAUUCUGACCGAUGCAGACAAUAGCACUGACUUCGAUAACAAAACCCAUGAGCAAAUUGACGUUUCCUUCUUCGAUCCGAUUGACAAUGG